AUAUCACGUGUCAAACCGGGAUAACACUAUAAACCGAUUUGACAAACUUGAUAAAAGCUAAAGCUUUUAGUCUGCUGGCGUAUGGGCUUAAUCACCAUUUUAGUUUCCAUUAAUGAUGGUGGAAGAGAAAGAAGAAGAAAAAAAGUAACAAUAGAUAAAGUAAACAUGUGGGUUUUCCUUAUCUUGCAAUCAGUUUAUGGAUAUAGGGCACAGCCCACAGUUUGGUUCGUUAAUCAAAAGUCUCCUUCCUUGAGAGAGAAGUAAAGAUAUGAUUCUAUAUCCAAAACCAUUGGUCUAAAAGCAUCAUCAUGCCAGUCAGUAGUAGGGUUAGAAGUUAGAACCACCUUUUCUUUAUUUAUUAAUCUUUUCUUUCCCAUAGCAAAAAUGAUGGAUCUAGUGGCUAAAUCAUGUUCUUGUCGACAUGCAGAUUGUUGCUCUACUUCUUUCCACGGCGGGAGCAGUAUUGUCAUUCAAGAACUUCAGUAACUCCUUCAAUAACCAUCAUCAAAGAAUCGGUUUAUCCCUGUAUGGCAUCAUUUGGCUACAAGCAGUUGUAGGGUUCAUAAGGCCUCCAAGGUAAGCCAUCAUGCACCCAAAAAUCCCAUUAUCACUGUGUUAAUUGGGACCCUUCUAGGAAAGUAAAGAAAGGCUGGCACUUCAUGAUAUAGGGUGGUUGGACAUUGCACAUUUGCCUUCAAUGUAAGAUAAUGAUAUAGUUUAUCAUAUCUUAACUGCUAAUUGCCCCCCAUCAAAACAACUAGGGUUAGAAAAUUAGGUUGUUUGCAAAAAUUGUAGAACAAACUAAACCGUACAGUUUGGUCCGGAUCAUAAACCAUUGAAAAUGGUUUGAUCAGGUUAGGUCUAUGAUCAACAUCAUGUAUUCAUUUUUUGGUUUGGUCUUAGACCACGAUUUACCAGACCAAACCAUGGACCCAUCCCACUUUCCAAUUCGUGUUAGCAGCUCACUCGACAACUCUCCCAACUCCUCAACGAGACCCAUGUCUCACACCUAAUUUUGUGUAUCUUGUCCCCUCGCCUUCGUUCACAAAAUCACACUCCGCCACCAAGUAGAGAUAUUUGUGUCUCCAUAUAAUAUAAUGUCAAUGUUUGUGACUAUAGAUGGUGCAAGUUGGAUUGCUCUACGACUUUUGUAUUUUUUUUUAAUUGGAUUUAUGGUAUCAAAAUUAUGCAUGCGUGUUAGAAUUUAUGUUUCAAGCGGGAAAAAAACAAAAUUAUUUCUUGGUCAUUGGUUCGAUAAUUCGUGUGGUUGACUAAACAAGCUGUUCAUUUUUUUUCUCUCUCAAUGUGAUAUGCAUGGUCCAGACGACAUAAAUGUGAUCUGGUCUGAACCGUGUACUAUUUGAUCUGGUCUUUGAUCUAUACUUCAACUUCUCGAUCUGGAUCAUAACCCGCAUGUGUGAUUCGGUCUGGACCAGAUCAAACGGUUUCCCUUACCCUAAAAAUAGGGGGGAGAGAGAGAGAGAAUAUAAAGAGAGUAAUCCUUUACUUUUCCACUAUACAUGCAGGGGGUCGAAGAGAAGGAGCUUGUGGUUUUUGGUCCACUGGAUGAUUGGAACCACAGUCUGCCUGCUUGGCAUCAUCAAUGUCUACACAGGACUAGUAGCAUACCAUGAGAAGACAUCAAGAAGCAUAACAAAAUGGAUUGCAGCUCUCACAGUUGAAGUCUGCCUGCUGGCUCUCUUGUAUCUUUUCCAGGACAAAUGGGCUUAUAUCAGAAAGCAAGGAGUCAUUCUGGGAAACGACCCUGCAGUCAGGUCCAUUGACAGAGUGGUGGUUUUCCCACAAGACAACAACAAGCACAAGGAGCCCCGGUCGAUUUCCUUGGUACAAGAAUCGUUGUAACGUUUGUUUUUUUUUUACUUUGUUUUGUGAUGAUACAAAAAUUCUUUCUUUAAUUCCCUAUUGGAGGUGGAUAUAACGUGUGGUCAAUAUCCAAGUCCAAUAUGGAGUUGUCUUCCCAACUUUUGUACUCCAAUUUCAAUAAAUUCUAAGAUUAUUUUUUUUUUCUUAAAUAUCAUAAAAGUAUAGGAAGAUACGAUAUAAUGCAAUGGACCUUAUUUACAGGGUCAGUCAAAAAACAGAAGAAUGAAAGGGACACUGGUUGACUAGAAGUCGAUCGAACGAUAAGAAGAUUUUUUUUUUUUUUUUUUUGCCAAGAUAUGAGCAGUUUUUCCUUGCUAUACCUAGGUUGAACUAUGAUAGCUAAGGGGAUAAACUGAACUGAUUUGUAGUCCAAAUAGUUAGUGAUUUUGGACAAGAUGAGUGUUUCUAAAAAUGGGCACCCUUCACUUCAAAAAUCAGAACAAUUAGUUGUGUGUAGAAUGUUAUUAGGAUAGGUGAUAAAGGGAGGGGCUAGUAUGCUAACAUUUUCUUUGUUAGUAUGGUGCUAAAACUUGUUUCGGCCAUUAAGAAUAUUUUAUUUUGAGUGAUUUUGUUUAGAAGUUUGACUGACUUUUCAAUUUAAAUGAGUUGAUUACAACUAAUGAGAGGGGAAAGGUGUGAAGGGGCACAUUUGGCAUUAUGAAAAAAUUGAGAGAGGAAGAGAAGACCAACGUAUUAAAGCAUUAAAAAUUGGGAAGGGAUGGGGGACCACAACCUCGCUACACAACAAAUUUAAAAAAAGCAUACAACGAGUUUCUUGAAGCACACCACAAGUUCUAUGAAGCAGACCACAAGUCUCUCAUAAAAUACAUCACAAGUUUUUUUAUAGUUGAUCUAUUUGUCAAUUUUAAAAAGUUCAACUAUCAAAAUGUAAGGAAAAAAAAUUGUAGGUACUAAAAUGUAAAAUUUUAUCAAUAUUUGAGGACUUAUGUGUAAAAAAGUAAUUUUGAGUACUAUAUAUUGAAAUCUAUUAAUUUCGGGUAUCAAUAAUUGUCCAUGAUGAAAACAAAUUGUACUUAGCAGCAGGCACAGGCAGAUUAGUUGGGCUUAAUUGAUGCGGUGGAAGUAUUAAGAGACGUCUUAAACAUUGGGCCUGUUAGGACGGGCCUUUCUCUAGGACGUCUUGUUAUGCGUGAUGCGCCAGAGAGGCUCCACAAAAAGUCCACAUAGAGCAAGCACCAGGAGAAUUUGGGCUGAGUAUUGGACCUAAUAGGGUGGGCAACGGGACGGGACCGGGUACCCGUUUCCAUUUGGAGAUCAAACUACAUUUCAUAUCCCAAAUUCGUACGGGUUAAUGGGUACCCAUUAUCCGUACAGUACGGAUAACGAGUAUCCGCGGGUAACCCAUAUUUGCGAUUGUUGUGCUAACAAUUAGUACAAGGAAGAAAAAGGAGAAAUGGGAGAUUGCUUGGUAGCCAAGUCAUAUGGUAGGACAUUGAUAAGAUACACGAGAUGAAAUAUUAUAAUUUAUUCUCGUAAUUAAUCAAUUUCUACAACCCUGACAAUCAACUGAUCCUAGUUUGAUUAUGUGUUUCCAGAACUGCAACGUACACAACUUAUAGUUAUGUAACUUUUGUUAACAUUUUGUGUUGGUCGCCGACUCCUACUUCUCGCCGGAAUUUUCAACCUUUUAUAAAUAUAACAUCAUCUUAUUAAGACUGAAAAUUACAAACAAUAAAAAGUAGGAGAAAGUUCCUGGAAGGCUCUCUAAAAAAAAAUAGAAAACAUUAAGCCAACAGUAGCUACAUCAUGCUAGGUUGAUGUUCGUUGUUAAAAGCUAAGGGAUCAAGUGCGACUUGAGCCAAAGCAGCUACUCAGCAGUCCCCCUAACUUAUGAUGAGAUUUCCAAUUAUGUACGCCUCACCUCCUUUCAUUAAUCCUUAAAGUUCAAUUAGUGGAAUUACUUAGCUAUCAUCUAAAUAAACGGACAAUUUUAGUGGUUGGACGGGUAGUACGGGUAACUAUUAUAGAACUUAUUGAUCUCAAGUCUCAUCCCGUAAAAAAAAUUACGAGUAUUUGAGUAUCCGUAAUCCUCAAAAAACGGGACGGGUAUGGGUAUACCCAAACCUGUUUCCCGUUGCCCACUCCCAAAUUAACGGGUUCCAAACUUCCAAUUGAACAUGCACUUGUGGGUUGCAGAGGAGCAAGAAGGAAGAAACGAGAAAGGUUGUUAGCUUAAUUAUAAGUAGAGAUGGCAAUGAGUAGGGUCGGGUGCGGGUUAACAUUAUACCAACUCCUAACCCGUCGGGUAGAGCCUCCUAAAAUACCCGACCAAAUAACCACCGGGUAUGAAAAUGAUAUAACUAUACCCUACCCACCGGGUAUGAAAAUGAUAUAACCAUACCCUACCCACCGGGUAACCACGGGUAUUCGGGUAACCAUGGUACGAAUCCUAAAAUAUGAACUUAUGCACAUAUAUGCACAUACACACUAUUGUCCAUUAAAAAUUAUCAAUACUUGUAACUAUUAUAGCUUCAACAAUCCACACAAAUAAAAACAGCAAACACAUAAUAAUUGCUCUUACUUCUACAAUCCACACAAACAAAAACACAAUACGUCAUAUUUGUUCUAGCUUCAACAAUCCACAUAUAAAAAAAACAUCAAAGACAAUAUUAGAACCAGACCACAUCAAAUGUUCACUGCUAAACUUAUGCUUCAUGGCAUCUAUCAAGGCAUCAUUAGUAGAACAAUUAUCCAAGGUAGUCGUAGAUACCUUUGUGUCAGUAUCCCAAGCAAGUAGUGUGAGCAAGCACCUCACUUGUGUGUGGGCAAGGAAAAUCGACUGCUGGGUAUGGUUAGGACUAGGGAAAUUGACCAUUUGGUUAGCGGGGCGGGUAUUAUCGAUUACCAUACCCGUAUCCUACCCUUUAUUUUGAAACCGUGUAUCACCCUUACCCGCCCAUUAACCUGUCAAAGCGGAUAAUUACCCUCACUAACCGGUUACGAUCAGGUCGGUUACCCAUGAUUACGGGUUGGAUUAACAUCCUUAAUUAUAUAUGACAAUAAUUGUAGAAAGAAAAGAAAGGGAUCCUAAACCG
This is a messenger RNA of Linum trigynum, 4940 nucleotides long. Lineage: Eukaryota; Viridiplantae; Streptophyta; Magnoliopsida; Malpighiales; Linaceae. The record is from the annotation of a GenBank genome assembly.